Thecamonas trahens ATCC 50062 is the source of this 3014-nucleotide messenger RNA. Its product is annotated as leucine-rich repeat containing protein. The transcript is spliced from 3 exons. The coding region runs from base 223 to 2973 and encodes 916 amino acids. The record is from RefSeq and is a predicted model, not a curated record. Gene Ontology annotation, molecular function: protein binding. Lineage: Eukaryota; Apusomonadida; Apusomonadidae.
GACAUCAAAGGCCAGCCUGUGGCUGUGGGAGCACGAGUCAAGCUAAAGAUUGGCCUUGGAACUGUUCGCUAUGUUGGUCCGCUUGACUUUCAAGCUGGUACAUGGGUUGGUGUCGAGGUUGACAAUGAAGAGCAGGGACGGAUCACUGGCACGGUCAAGGGCAAGGAGUACUUCCAGUGUGUCAAGCCGGGCAAGAAUGGUGUGUUCUCCAAGCCGACGUCGAUGUUGGUGGUGAAGGCGGCACCUGCGGCUGGAGCGGCGGCGGCCAGUGGUGGCGAUCAGGCGACUGAGGAAGAGGCGACUGUCUCCAACUCGGGGUCGACGCUGACAACCAAGGAAGACGCAGCGGCGGCAGAGGCAGCGGAGCGAGAGCGCAAGCUCAAGAUUCUGAAGAAGAAGAAGCUACUGCUUCUGAAGAAGAAGAAGCUCGAGGCCGAGAGGGCCAAGAGGGCGCAGGCCGAAGCGGCGUCGGCGAGCUCGGCAUCGAGCACGCCCAAGAGCACCGGCGCCAAGAGCGCUGCUCUCAAGCCGCUGCCGGGCAAGACAGUGCCAGGCUCGGCCAAGGCGGUGACUGCGUAUGUGGGCAAAGUCAAGGCCAAGGGCGCCAAGGAGCUCUCAUUUAAGCCGUUUGUGACCAAGGCACCGCUCACCUCGUUUCCCUCGGUCUUGCUAGAGGAUCCGGCUACCGGGGCGGCGUUUGCGUCUGUCGACCUUGCGGACAACUGCGUCGGCAGCUUGCCGCAAGACCUGUCGAGCCUCGGGGGCUUGACCAAGGUCAACCUCAGCAGCAACCGGCUGACGACGCUUCCCGGCUCGCUCGGCUCGCUGCCUGCCCUCAAGAUGCUGUAUGCGCCGAGCAAUGCGCUGACCUCACUUGAGGUCGGGCUGGGGGGUGCGGCGGCGACGCUGCGGAUUCUUGAUGUGUCUGGCAACGCGCUGACGGCCCUGCCCGAUGCGCUUUUUGAGGCGCUUGUCAACCUAGCAGACCUCAAGGUGGCGUCCAACGCGCUGACCACGAUCCCGCUGGCGGUGGCCAAGCUGCGCAAGCUGCAGCGGCUCGACGCGAGCCACAACGCGCUGACGAAGCUCCCUGCCGAGCUUGGCGCCAACUCGGGCGUGUUCUCGCAGCUGCUGGUGAGCGGCAACGCACUGACGGCGCUGCCUCCGGGGGUGGCGGCGGCCAAGGCGCUUACCAAGCUUCACGUGGAGAGCAAUCCACUUGUAGGCGGGGCGGUCGCGUACCUCUCUGAGGCGCAGCGCGCGGCAGCCGAGGCCGGCAAGCUCGAGAUCAAGGACGGUGGAGGAGCGGCAGCACACCCGGUGACGGCGGCGCUCAAGGAGCAGGCGCGGCGCGACUCGACGGCGUCGUCGGCCGGCUCGGUGUCGUCGGUCGAGGCGAGCUCGGCGACCGAGGCUGGCGGCGAGGAUGCUGACGACGCGCGGCCUGCGUCGGCGUCGGCGUCGAGCGUUGUGCUCUCGUCGGGCCUGGACGUCGGCGCAAUGCACUCUGCCGUGGCAGGGUACCUCGACGAGCUGGCGACGAUGAAGGCAGACCUUGCGCCGAUGAUGUCGCGGCUGCGCGAGAUCCGGGCGGCGGCGGCGUCUGCAGCGGCGCGCGGGGCGACGUUUGAGGGUGCGGACGGGCCGGCCAAGAUCGAUGUCGACCUCGACGUUACCGCCGACGGAGUGCACUCGGACGACGGGUCGGACAUUGACGACGACGACGAGUCCGAGUCUGGGGCCGGCUCGGCCACUGGUGAGGAGGAGCCGGCGCCUGCCGGCGGCGACGGCGAUGGUGGCGACGGCGAGGUCAACCGGGCGCAGCAUCUGCACCAUAACCACGUGCGGAUUGCGCGGCUGGAGAAGAACGCCCACAAGCGGGCGCUGUCGCGGGCCAUGGCGGCCAUGGCCAACUACCGGCGGAUGCAGUACGAGCACGUGCGGAUGGCGCAAGCGCAGGGCGCGCCGUACGUCCCACCGGGCCCACCGCCCAACUACACGGCGCUCAUAUUGGAGGCCGACGCCGAGGAACUCGCGGCGCAGCAGGAGAUAUCCGAGCUGCUCGGUGACGAGUUUGAGUGUGCACCCGACGAGCUGCCGCAGGAGCAGCUGCACAUUACCGGCGAGGCGGUGGAGGGCGAGCGGCUCAAGAUCAAGAGCAGCCACCACCGGCGGUUGCAGCGGCGGUUCCGGUUCCAGUGGGAGCGGCGAGCCGGCGAUGGGGUGUGGCGGCGCAUUCCGUUUGCGCUCCACUACCACUACUCGCUGACGGCGGUCGACGUCGGGCGCGACGUGCGGUGUGUGCUCACGCCUGUGGCGGCCGAAAAUGGUUCGGGAGCGGUGGCGUUUGAGGCGUGCGGCGUGGCGCCCGGGGCCCCGCGGUACGAGGAUCUCACCAUUGAGGGCUCCGAGUACCAUGACACACUCUUUACGCUCAACGGGCGGUACUGGGGUGGGACCGAGGGCGGCUCGUCGAUCGUGUGGUCCAAAUCGUCGGACGGCGUCCACUACGUUCCGGUCACGCCCGAGGCCGACGGCAAGUCUUACCAGGCGACGUCGGACGACAACCACUGCAAAAUCCGGGUCGAGUACACCCCGGUCCGUGCGGACGGGGUGGUGGGCGAGCCGGUGGCGGCCGAGACCGGGCCGAUCCAGAUCUCGCGGAGAGUGGUCAACCUCGUCCGCGACAUGCUGUUCCAAGACAAGGCCGCCUUUGACGUCAAGAUCAUUGGCGACUCGCCGGCCGACCCGACCGAGGACGCGGCGCUCAAGAUCAAGGGCAAGCGGCUCGGCCUCUACAAGGUCGGCAAGCGAAACAAGGCUCACAAGUCGCUCAUCAAGCUCGAGGUCGACGCCACAACCUCGUACAUCCUCGACUGUCUCGACCAUGCCGCCCGUGAUGUCGUCGCCGUCACCAUUUCGUUCUUCUCCAAGCGCGAGCGACGCGAGCGCGAGAAGGCCUCCCGCCGGUGAAGAUUUCAGCAAGAGAGAAGCGCGCGAGCGCAAGGUUUCUU